CACAGUGACCUACAAUUUUUAUAUCAAUUUAUACAACUGAGUAGUUAAGGGCUUUGCUAAGAAACCCAGCAGUGGCAGCUUUGGUGAAACUGGGAUUCGAACUCACGACCUUCUGAUCAAUAGUCCUUAACCACUAAGUUAAAGCCAGGGCAAAAUGAAUAGCCUACCACAUCCCCUAAUAAUACAGGAUAUGACUCAGUGCACCAGUAAUAAUCACACGACACCAACUCGAGAUUUCCAUGCACAAGGUUUUGUGUAGUAGAUGUAAGAAUGGAGAUCAUGUGAAAUGUGAAUAGUCUGCGACCUUCGCACUGGGACUUUAACCUGCAUGCUGGAUUGUGUUCCGCUGUUGGUGUGUUUUGGAAACACGCCAGUGUGAGCGGCGGAGUCUCAGUGAAUACACAGGAAAAAACGCUGAUCCUGUACAACUUCUGUACAACAAGUGUACUGACGGCUACGUGCUUCUGAUAGCUAGCACUGUUCUCCAGCCAUGAAAAGUCUGAAACAGAGACUGAAGAAACACGAAGCGUCAAACAGCACGACAGACUGGAACAAGUAUGAUGAGCGUCUGUUGAAAGCAGUGGAGGACGAUGAUGUGGAAAAAGUCACCAGCACACUCAGGAAAGGAGCAGUCGCCACUAAACAGGAUGCCGAGGGCCGUUCUUCGCUUCACCUAGCAGCGAGCAAUGGCCUUAUAAAUAGCCUCAAUGUUUUCCUUGCCCACGGUGUCAACCUACGCACAGCAGAUGCUGCUGGUAAAACAGCACUGCAUCUUUCUUCAAGAGGUGGCCAUUCUGCCUGUGUGCAGCGACUGGUGCAGUGUAAAAGUCCUGUAGACAGCACAGAUCUGCAUGGGAGGACAGCUUUACACGAAGCAGCUUUUGCAGGACACACUACAAUCAUCAAAAUGCUGUGUGGCAGCGGUGCAGCGGUCAAUUCUGUCGACAAGGAUGAUCGUACUCCUUUGAUAAUAGCAGCACAGAUGGGUCACAGCCGAGCUUGUCAACAACUUUUAAACUGUGGAGCUUCUGUCAAUCUGCGAGACAAGCAAAAUAAGACCGCCCUCAUCUUGGCCUGUGAACAUGGUCAUCGUGAAGUAGUGGAGGUCUUGCUGAAGCAUAAGCCAGAUGUCACUGCUGUAGACCUGCAUGGCCAUGACUUAUGCCACUAUGCCCGGCUUAGUGGAGACCAAGCCUUGAUCAUGAUGAUCAAACAAGCGUGGGAUGAAGCCAGCAAAGAGGCCUCUAAGACCGGUCCAAAGUUACACCAGCAGAGGUCAGUGAAUAAUGAAACCCAUGCACUUGUGAGGAAGAAGAGUGUGCAGGCUCCUGAUAAAGGCCAGUAUUCAGGGGUCAGCUUUCCUAACACGGUUUCACCACAGCAGCAUACAAAUGAAUAUGGCAGCCACUCAGACAUCGGAAAAGAAAACCUGCAGAGUUAUCAUGUGGAUUAUGCACAAGUUCGACAUCAUGCCCCUCAUUCAGCAGCUCCUGUCUCAUUCAAAUCGAAGGAGGUGCUGGCUGGUGAGACUGAUCUCCUUAAGAGGGAGCUGUGGGAGAUGAGGAGGAGGCAUACUGCUGUCCAGGAUGAGCUGCUCAGGUUGGAUGCAGCUCUGGUCAUGCGCACUCAGGACUAUGAGGAGCUGAGGAGGAGCAGUGAGCGAGCAUUACAGCAGGCUCAUAAUCGCGCUUGGGAGCUGGAGGAGGCGCUGGGAGAGGUGCAGCGUAGAAUGGCUGGGUCAGAGGCCAGAGUGAGGCAAAUGCAGGGACAUUUGGUAGCCAUGCGUGAGAACCUAGUGGAGGAGCUGAGAGUGCAACUGCUUGAGACCAAAGCAGAGCUACAUCAAGCACACGAAGAGCUUGGCCAGAGCAAGAAAGAAGCUGAGGAGCAAAAAGAGAAGAAUGACAAGCUCCUGCAGGAGGUACACAAACUCACUGAGGAGCUGCUGCAGAAAGAGGACACAAAUGCACUGCAGGCAAGAUUGGCAGGUCAGGAGGCUCAAAGAAAUGAAAUGGCUUGCAAGGAAAUACAAACCCCUUCGGAAUGGAAGCCUUGUUCUCCAAAAACCACCAUGACAGAUCUUACGCUUGAGAUACUUCAGCGAGAGAUGGAUAGGAAGAGCUACAUCAGCCUAGAAGAGCAUGAGUCUGUAAGAAGCUCACUCAGUAAUGCGCUUCAACAGGCACAAAGCCAGGUUCAGGAAGCACUGUUGAGGCAGCAGAAAACCAAUGAGGAAAAUCAGAGUCUCAUUAGAGAACUACAUGAGCAGAAGACAGAGCUGGACACCUUGCAGGAGGCCCUUCAGGCCCGGUUUGUUCCAGUGGCAAUGCUGGAGAUGAAGGAGAAUGAGGUAGCUCAGCUUAGGCUGGCACUAACAGAGAUGGAGAAGAGAAAGGAGAUGGAGGAGGAAAGCAAGACAGCAAGUUGUGCUGAAUCACAAAAGCAGACUCAGGCUGAGCAAACAUCACAGAGCAAUAAAGACACACAGACUGAGGGAACUCUGGGGGAAAACUCUACAAUCACCUCUAUCAACUGUAAGGAGGAGAACAUGCUAUUAAAUGCUACUGAAGGAAAAAAUAAGGAUUCAGAUAUAAUAGUGGAGACAGAAGGCCAGAGGGCAGCUCAGAACAGCUCAUCAACUCCCAGCAGUGUCUGUAACCUUGUGCACUCAGACUGCACCAUCCUGCAGGCACAUAUUAACAGCCUACAGCAACAGCUAGAGAACUCCGAAAGACAUUACAGGCAGGUUCUUGGUAUAUAUCGGUCACGUCUUCUCAGUGCAGCACAGGGCUACAUGGAUGAGGAGGCCAGAUUGGCACUGCUUCAGAUUGCCCAAAUGAGACAAGAGUGUGUAUGUUGAUCAUUAUCUGUUUCUGUUGGACUGUCUACAUUAUUCUCUCUCUUUCUGUGUGUGUGCGCAUGCAUAAGAGAGAGAGAGAGAGAGAGAGAGAGAGAGAGAGAGAGAGAGAGAGAGAGAGGUGUAAGUGUAAUUCUGAUGUGGUGUUUAGGAUUGAAAGCAAAUUUGAAAUCUAUUUGAAGCUAUUUAUGUGCCUUUUAUAAAAUAUUAUUUAAAUAUCUGGAAUAAUUAUUUUAUAUAAUGUAUAAUAUGUACAGGUUGCUAACUGUUCUUUAAUAAACAGAAAUUGAUUGAUUUAAA
Tachysurus fulvidraco (yellow catfish) is the source of this 3157-nucleotide messenger RNA. It is a transcript of the gene uacaa, whose product is annotated as uveal autoantigen with coiled-coil domains and ankyrin repeats a. Lineage: Eukaryota; Metazoa; Chordata; Actinopteri; Siluriformes; Bagridae. The record is from RefSeq and is a predicted model, not a curated record. Gene Ontology annotation, molecular function: actin binding. The transcript is spliced from 17 exons. Bases 491 to 2860 code for a protein of 789 amino acids.